AUGAAUCUUGCAGUGGGAGGUAAAACAACACGUGCGCGUGGCUAUUCUAUCAACCAUGCCACGUCAGAUCAGGAUGAUAGAAUGGCUAGGUCUCUCGAUCAAUUGGGAACCGUUUUGCAUCUUGUGGAAAGAGAAUGGUCUGAUGUCAUGAGGCCAAGUGCCAAUCCCCUUGAAGCAGCUUUGCCAUUACUUGACGACACGUCUGUUGGUAUGGCCCAUAGGUAUCCUGAAUUCAAGCACUUGAAGGAGAAGCUCUCAAAGACUCUACGAGCAGCCGUAAACGAGCACUACCAGGCAUUCAAUGAUAGUGUGGGAUCCUACGGUAUUACUGUUGAGACUGUUGCUGAUUCGCAAAGGAUUGUUCAUGGUAUACGAAAAAGUCUCCAGGAUGUAUCAGAUCAUAUAUCGGCACCACGGAGCAUGUUGGAUGAUCUCAACAACAACUCGGCUCAGUAUGGGGAGAUGGUUGAGAUAGUUGAUGCAAUUAUCGAGCUCAAGUCAAUUCCGGAUGCAAUUGACGAGCUGAUAGCCGAGAAACGCUUUCAAGCUGCUCAAGAAGAGCUUACCAGGGCAUCUAAAGUCGCUGAUACACACGGUUUGUGGCGUCUGUCUUCGCUGGCUGGAAUCCAGCAAUAUUUGGCAUCUCAAUCUCAGGCUUUAUUUGAGGUCUUGGUGGAAGAACUGCAUAGUGUGAUAUACCUGAAGGUUUCUGAGGACUUCACUGCGAGCUCCAGCAAACCCAAACUGCUUGACUCGAUGGCUUCGAUGGAUGUAUCCAGUAGGACAACCCCAUUGUUUGAGAAGUUCGACAGGUUCAUGAAUGAGUUCCAGAAAUCAAAACAUAAGUCUCACGAGGAUAUUCCCAAAAACCCUGAUUUCAAGAGGUAUUCAUACAUAUCAGAGCUGUUGCAUACAAUCUCAGCUCUGGACAAACUCCCACAAGCGCUAAAUGCCCUCUCUCAAAGAAUGAGCAGCGAAAUUCAACAACUUCUCAACAGAUCCACGGAGGAGACACGUUUAAGACAUCCGCAAAACUCCCAAUCUGCUACCGGGUUCAAGAAGCUUGAUCCUUCGGCAUUGAUGUUGAGUAUUGCGUUGGGUGACGUGAAUGUCCUCAUACUGGAAGACCUCUUUUGGAACAUAUUCUCCAGGUGUAUAUCUGUGUUGCAGGGACAUCGUGUUAUCUUUGAAACAGUUAGUGUGUUAAGCAAUGGACCUGCUGUACUCUUAUCCACGGAGUUCACUUUUGAAUCUGCCUGGAAAGCCAUUGAAAAAGAGAUCAGCGGAAUCAUAUAUAACUACAUUAUCGAUGAGGACAUCACGGGUGAUGCCAUGUCUGACUCUGAUAAGAGUAUAUGGAUCAAAAACGACGAUAGGGCCAAAGGAUUGAUGUUUCAGUUUUCCAAGCUCACGUUCAAAAAUACGGAAGCAGAGUCUCUUGCCAGCAACUUACAGAAUGUCCUUCAGGACAUGUUCCCCGGAUACACUUUGAGAAAUCCUACCGGUAAGUCAUUGUACAUUGAGAGCGAAAGUUUCACACAUCAGGAGACUUUGGUGGAGCCAAAUGUUUACUCCAUGAAAAUCAUCUUGCCCUCACUUCUGGUGUUUAUUGACAGUGCAGUGCGUUGUUAUCCCCAAAGCCAGCAGAAGACAGUGCCGAUAACUUUUUUCAAUUACUUUAUGAGCAACAUCUUUCAUGUCCAAUUGCGUGAUAUUCUAUAUCAUCAAUUUGAGCAGAUCUCUACUGUCGGGAACCCUUGGGAAUUAGAUGCUGCACAUGGAGCAUCCAGGAACUCUGUGGCCUUCAAAUCAUUCUUCUUGAAUACCUGUGAUUCUCUCAACACCUCUCUCAGCUUCCGGGGAUCAUAUGUGGAUAUUGUCUUCGGAAUCCUCGAAAAAAUGGUUCUUCGAUUUGAGCAAGCAUACAAGGAGGUUUGCCCUGACGAAUCAACAAAUACAAGGCCGAGACUGAGCUCAUACUGGAUGAAUAUGCCAGAGCUUUAUGAGGUUUCUUUGAAUCUGAUUACCAAGGGUGAAGACGCCUAUCUAUUGCAGGAGGAGACAUCGACAAUCUUGGAAAAUGUUCCAAGUUCUAUCUCUGCACAUGACAUUCUUGAUGGUUACACCUAUGAAUCUCUCACAAAGCUACUUGGAAGUUUGAACUUCACUCUAAGCUGGUUACCCUCAAUGAAAACUUCUGUGACUAAUGUCAACCAAGGCGUGGCAGACUCUCCUAUUGAUAAGCUCAAAGAUGAUUGGGUCUUCAUGGAGGAGCAAAUCUCUCGUCCAGCUGACUCCACUUCUGGAAUUUUCCUAACUCUUCAAGGCGAGUCUGUUGGAGUAUUCGACUCGGUUGUUCGUAGACUGGAAGAACUGAGAAGCCGAAUUCAACUGACUCUUAGAUAUGACCUACGCUCCAAAAUCGUCUAUUACAUCAAUACUGCUUAUGGCUCUGAUUCCUGGAUGCCAGAUUUCAAAUCCCACGAUAUCGACUCCAGCAUUGUUGCUUUGAACAGAGCUGUUGUUGAGGCGGAUAGCUCUCUUGAGACCAUCUUAGGUGCCAGAGGCAAGGAACGCAUUCUGAGCGGAAUAUCUGGGCUCAUUGAUCAUGCCCUUGUGUCACAGGCUAAGGAAAUCAUAAAACUGAACUCAAAUGGUAUUGACAGAAUCUACUUGAACAUCACUAUCAUACAGCAGAUGUUGAGGAGUGUUCUGCCUAAGCCAGACGAUGUUACUUUUACCAGGGCCUUGGAAUACUUUGAGCUUUUCAAAUCGACCGACAAAGGAAUACUCGAGAAUGCCAGAAAUAAUCUCUACCAGUUCAGCUUUGAAGAGCGGAAGACCAUGAUCAGACUGUUCUUCAGUGAAGAGCUGUCUAGAGGAAUACGGCACCAAACCGCCUCUAUAAGCGCUACCAAGCGGUAUUCCGAUGCGGUCAACAAGUUGCACGAUAUAUAUAGUGGUAAAACAAAAUAG
Kuraishia capsulata CBS 1993 is the source of this 2976-nucleotide messenger RNA. RefSeq lists its product as uncharacterized. The coding region runs from base 1 to 2976 and encodes 991 amino acids. The record is from RefSeq and is a predicted model, not a curated record. NCBI's taxonomy places the organism in Eukaryota, Fungi, Ascomycota, Pichiomycetes, Pichiales, Pichiaceae. The transcript has a single exon. Gene Ontology annotation, cellular component: exocyst. Gene Ontology annotation, biological process: exocytosis; Golgi to plasma membrane transport.